Messenger RNA from Carassius gibelio (silver crucian carp), 11715 nucleotides. Its product is annotated as hornerin-like. The transcript has 22 exons. The record is from RefSeq and is a predicted model, not a curated record. Lineage: Eukaryota; Metazoa; Chordata; Actinopteri; Cypriniformes; Cyprinidae. Gene Ontology annotation, cellular component: extracellular region. The coding region runs from base 973 to 11571 and encodes 3532 amino acids. Gene Ontology annotation, molecular function: peptidase inhibitor activity.
CUCAUCCAACCCCCAUCAAACACACCUGAACAAGCUAAUUAAGGCCUUCCAGACUACUGGAAAGCUACAGGCAGGUGAGCUUGAUCAACGUUGGAAUUGAUCUCCUUGGAUUUUUUAGGAACCCAUUUUACACAGAGUUUGCUACUGCAGCAACACGUGUUGGUUUAGCUUUGUGUGCUUCUUCUGACGCACAAAUUCAGGGCCUUUUCCAGCAGAGUUUGUUGUGAGAUCACAGGUCGGGAGGAUGACCGCUCGAGUGGAUUUCUCGUUGAUUGCUGCUUUGUUGUAUCUGUUCGGAUACUUGAGCAUCGCUCAUGCUAUUCAAAGACGUAACACAGGUGACAAGAUCUGUUGACUUCAUUACACAACCUGAAGAAAUGCAGAAACAAGUGGCUCAGUGUUAGAGAGUAAUUAACAGUUUAGGAAUGUGUAGGCUUUAAAAGUCUUGAUCUGAACAGACACGUAGAAUCUGUAUUUAAAGCCCUGAUACACAAAUGCUGAAGCCACACUCUCUGGCCUCUGAAAAUGAUCCUCUUGAAUCCUCUAGUGGAUGGUUUUUGUCCGGCGACGCUGACGUUCGUGCCGGCCCGUCGAGGAUGUUCUUCUGAUGAAGACUGCCCUGGAGGACACAAAUGCUGUCGAUUUGACUGUGGGCCUGUUUGUGUGCUGCCUGUUUUCAGUGAGUUUCAUUUAAUGGCUGCUAAGGGUCUUAAAACAACACCCGUAACCCGUUGAAUUCCAUGUUGGUUUUAAGCAGAAAUUUUUCCUUGUUCUCGUCUGAAGUAGGUUUUGAAUCUAUCACUUAGGAUAGAUUAAUGCACAGGAUGACUUCACAAAAGAGGAAUAAUACUAACUUGCUGUUCAUGCUUUGAGUGUGUCGUGCUGUAUAUUGAAGUGGCUGACUAUGUGCACAAACUAAAGCUGACCGUCUGUGUGCACGCAGUGAAGCCGGGUCAGUGUCCCUUACCAGAGAUGAUCCCACUGUGUGCUGAAAGCUGUUUCCAUGAUGGCCAGUGUCCUGCCACACAGAAGUGUUGCCCAACCACCGGUGGCUUUGCAUGCAGCGAACCACGUGGUCAGGGAAGAGGUCAGAUGAGCUGUCAGGGACAUGGACCGGUUCGUGGACAGGGCCAGGGAAGCGGCCAGGGUCAGGGACAGGGCCAGGGAAGCGGCCAGGGUCAGGGACAGGGCCAGGGAAGCGGACAGGGCCAGGGAAGCGGCCAGGGUCAGGGACAGGGCCAGGGAAGCGGCCAGGGUCAGGGACAGGGCCAGGGAAGCGGCCAGGGUCAGGGACAGGGCCAGGGAAGCGGCCAGGGUCAGGGACAGGGCCAGGGAAGCGGCCAAGGUCAGGGACAGGGCCAGGGAAGCGGCCAGGGUCAGGGACAGGGCCAGGGAAGUGGACAGGGACUGGGCCAGGGACAAGGUCAGGGACAAGGCCAGGGAAGCGGUCAGGGCCAGGGACGCGGUCAGGGACGCGGUCAGGGACAGGGACAAGGUCAGGGAAGCGGUCAGGGACAAGGCCAGGGACAGGGACAAGGCCAGGGAAGCGGUCAGGGCCAGGGACAAGGCCAGGGCCAGGGACAGGGUCAGGGUCAGGGACAGGGCCAGGGAAGCGGUCAGGGUCUGGGACAAGGCCAGGGAAGCGGACAGGGUCAGGGACAGGGCCAGGGAAGCGGUCAGGGACAAGGCCAGGGAAGCGGUCAGGGACAAGGUCAGGGCCAGGGCCAGGGAAGCGGUCAGGGACAGGGACAAGGACAGGGCCAGGGACAGGGACAAGGCCAGGGAAGCGGUCAGGGACAAGGCCAGGGAAGCGGUCAGGGACAAGGCCAAGGAAGCGGCCAGGGACAGGGCCAGGGACAGGGCCAGGGACAGGGCCAGGGACAGGGCCAGGGACAGGGCCAGGGACAAGGCCAGGGACAAGGCCAGGGACAAGGCCAGGGACAAGGCCAGGGACAAGGCCAGGGACAAGGCCAGGGACAAGGCCAGGGACAAGGCCAGGGACAAGGCCAGGGACAAGGCCAGGGACAGGGACAAGGCCAAGGCCAGGGACAAGGCCAAGGACAGGGCCAGGGAAGCGGUCAGGGCCAAGGACAGGGCCAGGGACGCGGCCAGGGUCAGGGACAAGGCCAGGGACGCGGCCAGGGUCAGGGCCAAGGCCAGGGACGCGGCCAGGGUCAGGGACAAGGCCAGGGACAAGGCCAGGGUCAGGGCCAGGGCCAAGGCCAGGGUCAGGGCCAAGGACAGGGACAAGGCCAAGGUCAAGGUCAAGGUCAGGGACAAGGAAGCGGUCAGGGACAAGGUCAGGGACAGGGCCAGGGAAGCGGUCAGGGACAGGGACAGGGCCAGGGAAGCGGUCAGGGACAGGGUCAGGGACAGGGAAGCGGUCAGGGACAGGGACAGGGAAGCGGUCAGGGACAGGGACAGGGAAGCGGUCAGGGACAGGGAAGCGGUCAGGGACAGGGCCAGGGAAGCGGUCAGGGACAGGGUCAGGGACAGGGUCAGGGAAGCGGUCAGGGACAGGGCCAGGGACAGGGCCAGGGAAGCGGCCAGGGACAGGGCCAGGGAAGCGGCCAGGGACAGGGUCAGGGACAGGGCCAGGGAAGCGGCCAGGGACAGGGCCAGGGAAGCGGCCAGGGACAGGGUCAGGGACAAGGCCAGGGAAGCGGCCAGGGACAGGGCCAGGGAAGCGGCCAGGGACAGGGUCAGGGACAAGGCCAGGGAAGCGGUCAGGGCCAGGGAAGCGGACAAGGCCAGGGACAAGGCCAGGGAAGCGGCCAGGGACAGGGCCAGGGACGCGGUCAGGGACAGGGUCAGGGACAGGGCCAGGGAAGCGGCCAGGGACAGGGCCAGGGAAGCGGUCAGGGACAAGGCCAGGGAAGCGGUCAGGGACAAGGUCAGGGACAAGGCCAGGGUCAGGGAAGCGGUCAGGGACAAGGCCAGGGUCAGGGACAGGGACAAGGCCAGGGAAGCGGUCAGGGACAAGGCCAGGGAAGCGGUCAGGGCCAGGGAAGCGGACAAGGCCAGGGACAAGGCCAGGGAAGCGGUCAGGGCCAGGGAAGCGGACAAGGCCAGGGACAGGGCCAGGGACGCGGUCAGGGACAGGGUCAGGGACAGGGCCAGGGAAGCGGCCAGGGACAGGGCCAGGGAAGCGGCCAGGGACAAGGCCAGGGAAGCGGUCAGGGACAGGGCCAGGGAAGCGGACAAGGCCAGGGCCAGGGACGCGGUCAGGGACAGGGUCAGGGACAAGGCCAGGGAAGUGGUCAGGGACAGGGUCAGGGACAGGGAAGCGGUCAGGGACAGGGUCAGGGACAGGGCCAGGGAAGCGGUCAGGGACAGGGUCAGGGACAGGGCCAGGGAAGCGGUCAGGGACAGGGACAGGGACAGGGAAGCGGUCAGGGACAGGGUCAGGGACAGGGACAGGGAAGCGGCCAGGGACAAGGCCAGGGACAAGGCCAGGGAAGCGGUCAGGGACAGGGCCAGGGAAGCGGCCAGGGACAAGGCCAGGGACAAGGCCAGGGAAGCGGUCAGGGCCAGGGAAGCGGACAAGGCCAGGGAAGCGGUCAGGGCCAGGGAAGCGGACAAGGCCAGGGACAGGGCCAGGGAAGCGGCCAGGGACAGGGCCAGGGAAGCGGUCAGGGACAGGGCCAGGGAAGCGGUCAGGGACAGGGCCAGGGACAAGGCCAGGGAAGCGGUCAGGGCCAGGGAAGCGGUCAGGGACAAGGCCAGGGUCAGGGAAGCGGUCAGGGACAAGGCCAGGGUCAGGGACAGGGACAAGGUCAGGGAAGCGGUCAGGGACAAGGCCAGGGAAGCGGUCAGGGACAAGGCCAGGGAAGCGGUCAGGGACAAGGCCAGGGAAGCGGUCAGGGACAAGGCCAAGGAAGCGGUCAGGGCCAAGGCCAGGGUCAGGGCCAAGGACAGGGACAAGGCCAGGGUCAGGGCCAAGGACAGGGCCAAGGCCAGGGUCAGGGCCAAGGACAGGGACAAGGCCAAGGACAGGGACAAGGCCAAGGUCAAGGACAAGGCCAGGGACAGGGCCAGGGAAGCGGUCAGGGACAAGGCCAGGGUCAGGGACAAGGCCAGGGUCAGGGACAAGGCCAGGGUCAGGGACAAGGCCAGGGUCAGGGACAAGGCCAGGGACAGGGACAAGGACAGGGACAAGGCCAAGGACAGGGACAAGGCCAGGGUCAGGGACAAGGCCAGGGAAGCGGCCAGGGACAAGGCCAGGGUCAGGGCCAAGGACAGGGACAGGGACAAGGCCAAGGUCAAGGUCAAGGUCAGGGACAAGGACAGGGCCAGGGAAGCGGUCAGGGACAGGGUCAGGGACAAGGCCAGGGAAGCGGUCAGGGACAGGGCCAGGGAAGCGGUCAGGGACAGGGCCAGGGAAGCGGUCAGGGACAGGGAAGCGGUCAGGGACAAGGUCAGGGACAGGGCCAGGGAAGCGGUCAGGGACAAGGUCAGGGACAGGGCCAGGGAAGUGGUCAGGGACAGGGUCAGGGACAGGGACAGGGAAGCGGACAGGGCCAGGGAAGCGGUCAGGGACAGGGCCAGGGAAGCGGUCAGGGACAAGGCCAGGGACAAGGCCAGGGAAGCGGUCAGGGCCAGGGAAGCGGACAAGGCCAGGGAAGCGGUCAGGGCAAGGGAAGCGGACAAGGCCAGGGACAGGGCCAGGGAAGCGGCCAGGGACAGGGCCAGGGAAGCGGUCAGGGACAGGGCCAGGGAAGCGGUCAGGGACAAGGCCAGGGAAGCGGUCAGGGCCAGGGAAGCGGUCAGGGACAGGGCCAGGGAAGCGGCCAGGGACAGGGCCAGGGACAAGGACAGGGCCAGGGACGCGGUCAGGGACAAGGUCAGGGACAGGGACAAGGCCAGGGAAGCGGUCAGGGACAAGGCCAAGGAAGCGGUCAGGGCCAAGGCCAGGGUCAGGGACAAGGCCAGGGCCAAGGCCAGGGUCAGGGCCAAGGACAGGGACAAGGCCAAGGACAGGGACAAGGCCAAGGUCAAGGACAAGGCCAGGGACAGGGCCAGGGAAGCGGUCAGGGACAAGGCCAGGGUCAGGGACAAGGCCAGGGUCAGGGACAAGGCCAGGGACAGGGACAAGGCCAAGGACAAGGCCAGGGACAGGGCCAGGGAAGCGGUCAGGGCCAGGGACAAGGCCAGGGCCAGGGACAAGGCCAGGGACAAGGCCAGGGUCAGGGACAAGGCCAGGGAAGCGGCCAGGGUCAGGGACAAGGACAGGGACAAGGCCAGGGUCAGGGCCAAGGACAGGGACAAGGCCAGGGUCAGGGCCAAAGACAGGGACAAGGCCAAGGUCAAAGUCAAGGUCAGGGACAAGGACAGGGCCAGGGAAGCGGUCAGGGACAGGGUCAGGGACAAGGCCAGGGAAGCGGUCAGGGACAGGGCCAGGGAAGCGGUCAGGGACAGGGAAGCGGUCAGGGACAGGGAAGCGGUCAGGGACAGGGCCAGGGAAGCGGUCAGGGACAAGGUCAGGGACAGGGCCAGGGAAGUGGUCAGGGACAGGGUCAGGGACAGGGACAGGGAAGCGGCCAGGGACAGGGUCAGGGACAAGGCCAGGGACAGGGCCAGGGACAGGGCCAGGGACAAGGCCAGGGAAGCGGCCAGGGACAGGGCCAGGGACAAGGCCAGGGAAGCGGUCAGGGACAGGGCCAGGGAAGCGGACAAGGCCAGGGACAGGGCCAGGGACGCGGUCAGGGACAGGGACAGGGCCAGGGAAGUGGUCAGGGACAGGGCCAGGGAAGUGGUCAGGGACAGGGUCAGGGACAGGGACAGGGAAGCGGUCAGGGACAGGGUCAGGGACAGGGCCAGGGAAGCGGUCAGGGACAGGGUCAGGGACAGGGCCAGGGAAGCGGUCAGGGACAGGGUCAGGGACAGGGCCAGGGAAGCGGUCAGGGACAGGGACAGGGAAGCGGUCAGGGACAGGGUCAGGGACAGGGCCAGGGAAGCGUUCAGGGACAGGGUCAGGGACAGGGCCAGGGAAGCGGUCAGGGACAGGGUCAGGGACAGGGCCAGGGAAGCGGUCAGGGACAGGGCCAGGGAAGCGGCCAGGGACAGGGUCAGGGACAAGGCCAGGGACAGGGCCAGGGACAGGGCCAGGGAAGCGGCCAGGGACAAGGCCAGGGACAAGGCCAGGGAAGCGGUCAGGGCCAGGGAAGCGGUCAGGGACAAGGUCAGGGACAAGGCCAGGUUCAGGGAAGCGGUCAGGGACAAGGCCAGGGUCAGGGACAGGGACAAGGUCAGGGAAGCGGUCAGGGACAGGGCCAGGGAAGUGGACAGGGACAGGGCCAGGGACAAGGUCAGGGACAAGGCCAGGGAAGCGGUCAGGGCCAGGGACGCGGUCAGGGACAGGGACAAGGUCAGGGAAGCGGCCAGGGACAAGGCCAGGGACAAGGCCAGGGACAGGGCCAGGGACAGGGACAGGGACAAGGCCAGGGCCAGGGACAGGGCCAGGGCCAGGGAAGCGGUCAGGGACAGGGUCAGGGACAGGGCCAGGGAAGCGGUCAGGGUCUGGGACAAGGCCAGGGAAGCGGACAGGGACAGGGUCAGGGACAGGGCCAGGGAAGCGGUCAGGGACAGGGCCAGGGAAGCGGUCAGGGACAAGGCCAGGGUCAGGGCCAGGGCCAGGGAAGCGGUCAAGGACAGGGCCAGGGACGCGGUCAGGGACAAGGUCAGGGACAGGGACAAGGCCAGGGAAGCGGUCAGGGACAAGGCCAGGGAAGCGGUCAGGGACAAGGCCAAGGAAGCGGUCAGGGCCAAGGCCAGGGUCAGGGCCAAGGACAGGGAAGCGGUCAGGGACAGGGCCAGGGAAGCGGCCAGGGACAGGGCCAGGGACAGGGCCAGGGAAGCGGUCAGGGACAGGGCCAGGGACAAGGACAGGGCCAGGGACGCGGUCAGGGACAAGGUCAGGGACAGGGACAAGGCCAGGGAAGCGGUCAGGGACAAGGCCAGGGAAGCGGUCAGGGCCAAGGCCAGGGUCAGGGCCAAGGACAGGGCCAAGGACAGGGACAAGGCCAAGGACAGGGACAAGGCCAAGGUCAAGGACAAGGCCAGGGACAGGGCCAGGGAAGCGGUCAGGGCCAAGGCCAGGGUCAGGGACAAGGCCAGGGUCAGGGACAAGGCCAGGGACAAGGCCAGGGACAGGGACAAGGCCAAGGACAGGGACAAGGCCAAGGACAAGGCCAGGGACAGGGCCAGGGAAGCGGUCAGGGCCAGGGACAAGGCCAGGGUCAGGGACAAGGCCAGGGUCAGGGACAAGGCCAGGGAAGCGGCCAGGGUCAGGGACAAGGACAGGGACAAGGCCAGGGUCAGGGCCAAGGACAGGGACAAGGCCAGGGUCAGGGCCAAGGACAGGGACAAGGCCAGGGUCAGGGCCAAGGACAGGGACAAGGCCAGGGUCAGGGCCAAGGACAGGGACAAGGCCAAGGUCAAGGUCAAGGUCAGGGACAAGGACAGGGCCAGGGAAGCGGACAGGGUCAGGGACAGGGCCAGGGAAGCGGUCAGGGACAGGGCCAGGGAAGCGGUCAGGGCCAGGGAAGCGGUCAGGGCCAGGGAAGCGGUCAGGGACAGGGAAGCGGUCAGGGACAAGGUCAGGGACAGGGCCAGGGAAGCGGUCAGGGACAAGGUCAGGGACAGGGCCAGGGAAGCGGUCAGGGACAAGGUCAGGGACAGGGCCAGGGAAGUGGUCAGGGACAGGGUCAGGGACAGGGACAGGGAAGCGGUCAGGGACAGGGUCAGGGACAGGGCCAGGGAAGCGGUCAGGGACAGGGCCAGGGAAGCGGUCAGGGACAGGGUCAGGGACAGGGACAGGGAAGCGGUCAGGGACAGGGUCAGGGACAGGGCCAGGGAAGCGGUCAGGGACAGGGCCAGGGAAGCGGUCAGGGACAGGGUCAGGGACAGGGCCAGGGAAGCGGCCAGGGACAGGGUCAGGGACAAGGCCAGGGAAGCGGCCAGGGACAGGGCCAGGGAAGCGGUCAGGGACAGGGCCAGGGACAAGGCCAGGGAAGCGGUCAGGGACAGGGCCAGGGAAGCGGACAAGGCCAGGGACAGGGCCAGGGACGCGGUCAGGGACAGGGUCAGGGACAAGGCCAGGGAAGUGGUCAGGGACAGGGUCAGGGACAGGGACAGGGAAGCGGUCAGGGACAGGGUCAGGGACAGGGCCAGGGAAGCGGUCAGGGACAGGGUCAGGGACAGGGAAGCGGUCAGGGACAGGGUCAGGGACAGGGACAGGGAAGCGGUCUGGGACAGGGUCAGGGACAGGGCCAGGGAAGCGGUCAGGGACAGGGUCAGGGACAGGGCCAGGGAAGCGGUCAGGGACAGGGAAGCGGCCAGGGACAGGGUCAGGGACAGGGCCAGGGAAGCGGCCAGGGACAAGGCCAGGGACAAGGCCAGGGAAGCGGUCAGGGCCAGGGAAGCGGACAAGGCCAGGGAAGCGGUCAGGGCCAGGGAAGCGGACAAGGCCAGGGACAGGGCCAGGGAAGCGGUCAGGGACAGGGCCAGGGAAGCGGUCAGGGACAAGGCCAGGGACAAGGCCAGGGAAGCGGUCAGGGCCAGGGAAGCGGUCAGGGACAGGGCCAGGGAAGCGGUCAGGGACAGGGCCAGGGAAGCGGUCAGGGACAGGGAAGCGGUCAGGGACAAGGUCAGGGACAGGGCCAGGGAAGCGGUCAGGGACAAGGUCAGGGACAGGGCCAGGGAAGCGGUCAGGGACAAGGUCAGGGACAGGGCCAGGGAAGUGGUCAGGGACAGGGUCAGGGACAGGGACAGGGAAGCGGUCAGGGACAGGGUCAGGGACAGGGCCAGGGAAGCGGUCAGGGACAGGGCCAGGGAAGCGGUCAGGGACAGGGUCAGGGACAGGGCCAGGGAAGCGGCCAGGGACAGGGUCAGGGACAAGGCCAGGGAAGCGGCCAGGGACAGGGCCAGGGAAGCGGUCAGGGACAGGGCCAGGGACAAGGCCAGGGAAGCGGUCAGGGACAGGGCCAGGGAAGCGGACAAGGCCAGGGACAGGGCCAGGGACGCGGUCAGGGACAGGGUCAGGGACAAGGCCAGGGAAGUGGUCAGGGACAGGGUCAGGGACAGGGACAGGGAAGCGGUCAGGGACAGGGUCAGGGACAGGGCCAGGGAAGCGGUCAGGGACAGGGUCAGGGACAGGGAAGCGGUCAGGGACAGGGUCAGGGACAGGGACAGGGAAGCGGUCUGGGACAGGGUCAGGGACAGGGCCAGGGAAGCGGUCUGGGACAGGGUCAGGGACAGGGCCAGGGAAGCGGUCAGGGACAGGGUCAGGGACAGGGCCAGGGAAGCGGUCAGGGACAGGGAAGCGGCCAGGGACAGGGUCAGGGACAGGGCCAGGGAAGCGGCCAGGGACAAGGCCAGGGACAAGGCCAGGGAAGCGGUCAGGGCCAGGGAAGCGGACAAGGCCAGGGAAGCGGUCAGGGCCAGGGAAGCGGACAAGGCCAGGGACAGGGCCAGGGAAGCGGCCAGGGACAGGGCCAGGGAAGCGGUCAGGGACAGGGCCAGGGAAGCGGUCAGGGACAAGGCCAGGGACAAGGCCAGGGAAGCGGUCAGGGCCAGGGAAGCGGUCAGGGACAGGGCCAGGGAAGCGGUCAGGGACAGGGCCAGGGAAGCGGUCAGGGACAGGGAAGCGGUCAGGGACAAGGUCAGGGACAGGGCCAGGGAAGCGGUCAGGGACAAGGUCAGGGACAGGGCCAGGGAAGUGGUCAGGGACAGGGUCAGGGACAGGGACAGGGAAGCGGUCAGGGACAGGGUCAGGGACAGGGCCAGGGAAGCGGUCAGGGACAGGGCCAGGGAAGCGGUCAGGGACAGGGUCAGGGACAGGGACAGGGAAGCGGUCAGGGACAGGGUCAGGGACAGGGCCAGGGAAGCGGUCAGGGACAGGGCCAGGGAAGCGGUCAGGGACAGGGUCAGGGACAGGGCCAGGGAAGCGGCCAGGGACAGGGUCAGGGACAAGGCCAGGGAAGCGGCCAGGGACAGGGCCAGGGAAGCGGUCAGGGACAGGGCCAGGGACAAGGCCAGGGAAGCGGUCAGGGACAGGGCCAGGGAAGCGGACAAGGCCAGGGACAGGGCCAGGGACGCGGUCAGGGACAGGGUCAGGGACAAGGCCAGGGAAGUGGUCAGGGACAGGGUCAGGGACAGGGACAGGGAAGCGGUCAGGGACAGGGUCAGGGACAGGGCCAGGGAAGCGGUCAGGGACAGGGUCAGGGACAGGGAAGCGGUCAGGGACAGGGUCAGGGACAGGGACAGGGAAGCGGUCUGGGACAGGGUCAGGGACAGGGCCAGGGAAGCGGUCAGGGACAGGGUCAGGGACAGGGCCAGGGAAGCGGUCAGGGACAGGGAAGCGGCCAGGGACAGGGUCAGGGACAGGGCCAGGGAAGCGGCCAGGGACAAGGCCAGGGACAAGGCCAGGGAAGCGGUCAGGGCCAGGGAAGCGGACAAGGCCAGGGAAGCGGUCAGGGCCAGGGAAGCGGACAAGGCCAGGGACAGGGCCAGGGAAGCGGUCAGGGACAGGGCCAGGGAAGCGGUCAGGGACAAGGCCAGGGACAAGGCCAGGGAAGCGGUCAGGGCCAGGGAAGCGGUCAGGGACAAGGCCAGGGUCAGGGCCAGGGCCAGGGAAGCGGUCAGGGACAGGGCCAGGGAAGCGGCCAGGGACAGGGCCAGGGACAAGGACAGGGCCAGGGACGCGGUCAGGGACAGGGACAAGGCCAGGGAAGCGGUCAGGGACAAGGCCAGGGAAGCGGUCAGGGACAAGGCCAAGGAAGCGGUCAGGGCCAAGGCCAGGGUCAGGGCCAAGGACAGGGACAAGGCCAGGGUCAGGGCCAAGGACAGGGCCAAGGACAGGGACAAGGCCAAGGACAGGGACAAGGCCAAGGUCAAGGACAAGGCCAGGGACAGGGCCAGGGAAGCGGUCAGGGCCAAGGCCAGGGUCAGGGACAAGGCCAGGGUCAGGGACAAGGCCAGGGACAAGGCCAGGGACAGGGACAAGGCCAAGGACAGGGACAAGGCCAAGGACAAGGCCAGGGACAGGGCCAGGGAAGCAGUCAGGGCCAGGGACAAGGCCAGGGUCAGGGACAAGGCCAGGGACAAGGCCAGGGUCAGGGACAAGGCCAGGGAAGCGGCCAGGGUCAGGGCCAAGGACAGGGACAAGGCCAGGGUCAGGGCCAAGGACAGGGACAAGGCCAGGGUCAGGGCCAAGGACAGGGACAAGGCCAAGGUCAAGGUCAAGGUCAGGGACAAGGACAGGGCCAGGGAAGCGGUCAGGGACAGGGUCAGGGACAGGGCCAGGGAAGCGGCCAGGGACAGGGCCAGGGAAGCGGUCAGGGCCAGGGAAGCGGACAAGGCCAGGGACAGGGCCAGGGACGCGGUCAGGGACAGGGUCAGGGACAAGGCCAGGGUCAGGGAAGCGGUCAGGGACAAGGCCAGGGUCAGGGACAGGGACAAGGUCAGGGAAGCGGUCAGGGACAAGGCCAGGGUCAGGGACAGGGACAAGGUCAGGGAAGCGGACAGGGUCAGGGAAGAAGUCAACAGAAGGGUCAGGGAUGUGGUCAUUGAAGUGGACAUGGGACUUUUGCUUAAUGCUUACUGGAGAUCUUUUCAAUUCAGUGUUAAUCCUAUGGCAUGGUUUUCUUGUUUGCUCAACUGUUUUGAAAGCUUUUCGGUCUACUCCACCUCAAAUAAAGAAUUGCUUGAUUUGAA